Raphanus sativus (radish) is the source of this 525-nucleotide messenger RNA. RefSeq lists its product as uncharacterized. NCBI's taxonomy places the organism in Eukaryota, Viridiplantae, Streptophyta, Magnoliopsida, Brassicales, Brassicaceae. The record is from RefSeq and is a predicted model, not a curated record. The transcript has 3 exons. Bases 153 to 371 code for a protein of 72 amino acids.
CCCACGAAGACGGCGUUUGGAACCUUUAAAAAUAUAAUGCACACCAUCAAUCUUCUUCAUUGUCUCUUGGCCUUUGGCUUCUGUAAGGGAGAGAUCUCUCUCCAGAUCUCUUGUUCGCUACGCGGGUUUCUCUGCUAAAGCUCACCAUCAUCAUGACUCGAGGAAGCCAGAGAGAGCGAGACCGUGAAAGAGCUCAAGCUCGUGCCGGAGGAAAGGGAAAGACCAAAGACGAUGGUUUAACUCCAGAGCAACGCCGUGAAAGGGAUGCAAAAGCAUUGCAAGAGAAGGCGGCGAAGAAAGCUGCUCAAGCUGCAGGAUUAGCUGCUUCUGGAGGAGGAGGAGGCAGCAAAGGAAACAAUAAUAAGAAAUGAUUCCGUUGUUGUUGUUGUUGUAACUUUCUUUCUUUCUUUUUAGAUCGGUAUUGUUUCUGUGUUGAACUUAAUUUGCUUUUGAAUAUUUGAAACUUUGAUGUUUGGUUGUGUGAAUUGUGUUGCUCUCUUUUAAUGGAAUGCAUUUUCGAAGACA